Molecule: messenger RNA, 2741 nt
Organism: Penaeus monodon (black tiger shrimp)
Lineage: Eukaryota; Metazoa; Arthropoda; Malacostraca; Decapoda; Penaeidae
Product: mucin-2-like
Exons: 5
Coding region: 636-2027 (463 amino acids)
Source: RefSeq, a predicted model, not a curated record
UAUACUACUAGAUUGUUUUUACUGAUAAAUCGAGUAAAGGCGCAUAAAUGUAACAUAUCACAUAAUUUUAUUUUCUGCAAUACAUGGUGCUCAUGUGAUUACUUGAAUCCAACUUGUCUGUGUACAUGGGCAUCAUGUCUGUUCACUCAUCUUAGUGAACCGCAAUCUAAAAAAUGGAAAUAAAUGGGAGGAAAUCAUAACAAGUUGAAUAUUUUCCUACUUUUCCAAAAAAAAAAAAAAAUAAAUAAAAAAUAAAAUAAAAUAAUAAUAAUAAUAAAAAUAAAUAAAUAAAUACAGGGAAGAAAAACACCAAAUCCACGAAGCACGCAAAACCCGAAGGCUGUAAAGCCAGCAACAGUUGCACCAAGGCUGGAGGAAAGUGUCGGAAGUCCUGCAAGGGGCAACCGUUGGAGGAGGACUGCCCAGGCAACUGCAAGUGUUGCAAGGCCAAAGAUAAGAAAAGCACCAAAUCCACGAAGCACGCAAAACCUGAAGGCUGCAAAGCCAGCAACAGUUGCACCAAGGCUGGAGGAAAGUGUCGGAAGUCCUGCAAGGGGCAGCCGUUGCAGGAGGACUGCCCAGGCAACUGCAAGUGUUGCAAGGCCAAAGAAACACAGGUCAAACCGAAAACUGCCAUGAACGAUAACAAAAUUCAAGAAAAGAGGAAGAGAUGCAAGAACAGGAAGAAGAAAUGCAGAAAACGUGGUGGAAAAUGCGACGAAAAUUGCAAUCCAAAUCGUGUGAUAAAGAUAUUUUGCAAGAAAUCGAAACCUUGUGUUUGCUGUGACAAAAAUAAAUGUUCCGCGAAAAAUAAAAAGAAAUGUGAUAAAUUCAAAGGCUCUUGCAAGAAGAAAUGUGGCUCCAAGCAACGUGAGAUUGACGGAGGAUGCAAAGGUAAAAAAUGUGUUUGUUGCGCCAAGAAAUGCAGGGAAAAAGAGUCAUGCAAAGAAGCAGGAGGAGAGUGCGUCACCUACAAGAGGAACUGCGAGCAUGGAGUGAUUGUAGGUGGUUGCAAAGGCAAGAAAUGCGCCUGUUGCAAGCCAGCUCCAACACCUGCACCAUCAACAACGGCUCCGUCACCUGCAUCGCCAACAGUAGUUCCAACACCUACAGCGGCUCCAACAACUGUUCCUCCAACACCUGCGCCGCAAACAGAGGCUCCAACGUCUGUCCCACCAACAGCAGCUCCAACACCUGCACCACCAACAGCAGCUCCAACACCUGCACCGCCAACAGCGGCUCCAACAUCUGCACCGCCAACAGCAGCUCCAACAUCUGCACCGCCAACACCUGCAACAACAACAGCGGCUCCAACACCGGCAACACCGGCUCCACCACCUACAACAACAAUAGCAGCUCCAACAUCUGCACCAUCAACAGCGACUCCAACACCUGCAACGCCAACAGCGGUUCAAACACAUGCACCAUCAACAACGGCUCCAACCCCACCACCAACAAAUGCUCCAACAACCGAAGUGCCGACAACAGGUGCUCCAACAACAGAUGUCCCAACUACAAAUGCUCCAACAUCUGCACCAUCAACAGCGGCUCCAACUUCUGCAACAACAGCUACACCAAGAAAUGCACCAACCGAUGGACCGACAACAGAUGCUCCAACAACUACAACAGCGGUUGUCCCAUUAACAGCUGCUCCAACAACAGAUAUAUCAACAGCAGACGCAUUGACAAUGGAUGCUCCAACAACAGAUUCACCGACAACAGAUGCUCCAACAGAUGAACUGACAACGGAUGCUCGAACAACUGAUGCGCCGACAACAGAUGCUCCAACAACUGAUGCGCCGACAACAGAUGCUCCAACAGAUGAACUGACAACGGAUGCUCCAACAACUGAUGCGCCGACAACAGAUGCUCCAACAGAUGCACCUACAACAAAUACCCCAACAAGUGUACUGACAACGGAUGCGCUAACAACAGACGCCCCUACAACAGAUGGACCUACAAGCGCUCCAACCGGGACCCCAGCCGAUGCUUCAACGGGAACGUCAACCGGCGCUUCGACAGUAUAGAAGUCUAAGCAACGCCCAACCUCCAUUGGUUUCAUUCUAUUAAUCUGCCUUUUUCAACAUUUUGCUGAGAGCGGAAAAUAAUUAAUUUGGCAUUUUGGAUUCGGUAAAAUUGUAGCAUGAUCUUGUGGCUAUCUUUCUUCCUUACCCUCAAAAUUUGAAAUCUCAGGUGGAGAGAAAGAAGGAAGGGAGGAGGCAAUAAAAUAGACAGCGAGGAACACGGGAUCACGAAAUAUGUUUCGACAUACAAGGUUAUGAAAAUAUCAGUUACUUUUCAUAAUUCCACUCUAAAUAAAUACAAUAAUAACAAUUAACAACUUAAUAUGCGACUAUGAUUUUGAUUAGAAGCAAAUCAUGGGAGCUUUAAAUAAAUAAAAAGAACAUGACAAUCUGCGACUGCGAUUUACGAAUAUACUAUUUAUGUACAUACCACUUCGCUUCGCAAGGCUGUGGAGACUUUCCAGUGUAUAUUUCAGAUUCAGACGGACCAUUUUUUUAUUUUUUUUACUUAUUAUAUACAUUGUCCUUAAUUUGGAAGAUGAAUAUGUUGCUUGAAGUUUUGCAUCUUAUCAUAUCCACCGCAAGUGAGCUCCAUGUUCACAUACGGCCUUUUUUUCUAGCAUUUCCGAAACCCCUAACGCUUUGAUACACAAUUUCCCUUUAUUGGAACCUGUUGAAACAUCUUUUCGUUAUGUUCGUAUCAGUUUGUAUAGCACU